GGUGGUUUCACAUGCUUGCACACUCUCCAAAUAUAAGCCUGUGCCCUCCAUAAGCAGAAGCCACAAGGCAGGCCCUGAGAUGGAAGCCAGGCUGCUAAACACCAUCUGGGGACUCCUCCUGAUGUACCUGCUACAUGUGGAGUCUACAAGGGUGGACCUCGUACCAGAGAAGAUUGCAGGAUUCUGGAAGGAAGUGGCUGUAACUUCUGACCAGAACCUGGUGCUGAAGACUCAAAGGAGGAUAGAGGGUUUGUUCCUCACCUUCAGUGGGAGGAACAUCACCGUGAAGGCUGUGUACAACAGCUCAGGGAACUGUAUGACUGAAACAACAGUGGGUUCAAGAAGAGACACUGGGGGUGAUUUUGCUUUUCCCGGCCACAGGAAGAUCUAUGUGCUGGAAACAGACUAUGAGCACUACACCAUCCUGAAGUUAUCCCUACUCUGGCAGGGCAGAAACUUCCAUGUGCUCAAGUACUUCACUCGGAGCCUUGAAAGUGAGGAUGAGCCAGGCUUCUGGAAGUUUCGGGAAAUGACAGCAGACCAAGGCCUUUACAUGCUGGCCCGACAUGGGAGGUGUGCUGAGCUCUUGAAAGAGGUGAGUCCACUACCCUUGGUCUACAUUGCAGCCCAGCCUUCGUGGAGGCCCUGCUGACAUUACU
Phodopus roborovskii (desert hamster) is the source of this 659-nucleotide messenger RNA. It is a transcript of the gene Lcn8, whose product is annotated as lipocalin 8. The record is from RefSeq and is a predicted model, not a curated record. Bases 80 to 652 code for a protein of 190 amino acids. NCBI's taxonomy places the organism in Eukaryota, Metazoa, Chordata, Mammalia, Rodentia, Cricetidae. The transcript is spliced from 6 exons. Gene Ontology annotation, molecular function: small molecule binding.